UGCGAAAUAAUUACUUUGCGCGGUGCAUAAUCAAAACAUAGUUCAGCUUUAUAUCACUUCAAUUUAUGUAAAAAUGUGGAUGAAAUAGGGAUGAACUGUUUCAUGACAAGUAUAUGACACAAAAUAAUAGGCCUACAUGACGUCAACGUUACCAUGUUUAAAUAUCAUUAAAGCUCGGAUAGGAAUAACACGUCCCUUUGAAUAAUUUAGAAGUACGUAGACGUUUAAUGAUUCAUUUUGUGCGCGUAACAAUCAAUCAGAAAGAGCAGACACUUACAGUUUAGGUAAUAUUGAUGUAUGUGUACAUAUACAUGUGAAAUAUGUUGACGUGAAGUGUUCCUCAUAAAACCACUUUAGAUAAUACGUAAUCAAAUAACAACUCUCUUUUCGACUUUUUGUCCACCUACGUGUGCUAGGCUUUCGAUCUUGUGUUUAAUCUUAUAUACAUUGUAUUUUGUUGAAAUGCAUUUAUUUGUGCGAGUUUUUACAUAAAAGAUGACAGUACUAAGACUUGCUGUAGUGUUGCUAUAUUUCUGUUAUUGUGUAGGACAGGAGCAGCAAUGUUCCCGCUACCACUAUGAAGAACAGAUAUUGGCAAAGGUUGUAAAGCUUGAACACAGACUUGAACUGUUGGAGGCUCGGAAUAAUAUUGGAGGUCAAACAGAUAACUCGCUUUGUCCGGAUACGUGGAUACGUUUUCGAGGUUCAUGUUACCUUUUCCCACGAGGAGAUGUCAACUUUUCCGCCGCAGAGUACUUCUGUGUCCAGCAUGGUUCUCAUCUAGUGCAUGUUGAGAGUAAAUCAGAAAACAACUUCUUGAAAAAUCAUAUGAGAGAUAUGAAAGAAUCAAAUUACUGGAUUGGACUAACUGAUACUGAUGUAGAAGGCACCUGGGGAUGGUCUGGUACAGGAACAUACGCGCUGUUUACAGACUGGAGCAGUCACAGUCCAAAUAAUCAUGGUACUUUUGAACAAUAGCACUUUUGUGAGCCGAAGUGUUGACAUGGAUCAACAGGAGACUGCGAAAACCAGUCCUUGGACGCAUUCUUGUAUUUCCGUUUAACAGCUUUCAGUACUUUGUCUCUAUAAUACUUUCCAGUGACUGACUUUCUUCACGGUGUAGGAAUUUGUACAGCAGUACCACUUGAGUUAUAGAAGAUGGAAAACAAAACAUUUCUGACACUUUUAGUUCUUUUUACAAAUACUGUCUGUUGACAAUACGACGCUGAAGCUCAUGAAAAUAUAUCCAGGUCUCAUCUCCUGUACGCAGCUGUGACAUGGUGGAUCAUCUAAAUUUGAGAACUAUUUCAUCGUUUCUUUAGCACAUUUAAUCCUAUUUGACUUUUGCUCCGUAGUAAGACAUCGGGCACAAACCUUUCUUUAAGUUUUUGUUUAAAAUCUCAUGAGUUCUCCUCUUUGACAUGCAAAAAAGACGCCAUCUCAGACACCGUGUACCUUGCGUCUUCAUCAAUCAGACGACAUACAGCAGCAAUAUAAUUUGACGUCACUGCCUAGCUAUUUUUAAGUGUACGUACCCACCUGUAAACAGUGUUCACCCAUAAUGCAGACUUAUACAUGAAGAUGCAGUUCAAUGAGUAUUUCUAAAGAACGACGUACUUUAAUGUACGCUCUAUUUUCAGAUUUUCAUAGUCACAUGUAUUUUUUAUAUACGGCUACAAUUGAUACCAAAAAUUAUUGAUUACGAUAUAUCAAUAAACCGUUGCAGUAUUAUAAAGGAGUCAUGUAUCUUCCAUGUAAAACACGUUUUUCUUGCAUGUCAAACGUCUACGGAAGCGCGCGAUUGUCAUUAUUUUCAGAAUGGCCCA
Messenger RNA from Mercenaria mercenaria, 1826 nucleotides. Its product is annotated as perlucin-like. Lineage: Eukaryota; Metazoa; Mollusca; Bivalvia; Venerida; Veneridae. Bases 496 to 978 code for a protein of 160 amino acids. The transcript is spliced from 5 exons. The record is from RefSeq and is a predicted model, not a curated record.